Messenger RNA from Panicum virgatum (switchgrass), 1336 nucleotides. RefSeq lists its product as uncharacterized. The transcript is spliced from 2 exons. Bases 132 to 779 code for a protein of 215 amino acids. The record is from RefSeq and is a predicted model, not a curated record. NCBI's taxonomy places the organism in Eukaryota, Viridiplantae, Streptophyta, Magnoliopsida, Poales, Poaceae.
AGGGAGGAGGGAUCGAAGGAGGCAUUGGUGCCGUGUGGUUCUGGACUAGUUAAGUUGCCGGCGGCCAUCCUCGUCUGCGAGAACAAGCUAGCCUCUCCGCGCCGUCUCCCCGAUCCCCACGGCGAGCGAGGAUGUCUCUUUCGGUUCUUCGCCCGGUCGGUGUUGCUCUCGAUGGCGCCGUCGUCGCACGGGUCGAAGUGAAACCCUUCCCCUCCGCCACGGCCUCCAUGGAAGCUCUAGCGCGCGCCCUGUGCGCCAUCGAGUCAGGAGGAAAUCCUGAUGACGUGCCAGCUGAAGACGGCGGUGCCCAGCGGGGCGCCUCGACCGUGCGUGGCAACAUCUUUAUGUUGGUUCCUGGAAGAGGACCCAAUGACUAUCGGUUUAUCCUGGAUAGCGGAGCAUCUGUGCAUGCCACACCACGGUACUACCUCCUCAAAGACCUGGUAGCGGUUGCACCGGGCCAGACAGUUCGUGCAGCCAACGGGAAGGAUAUACCAAUCCGCGGCCGUGGGCGCGUGUCUCUCGAGAACUUCAUCGCUCUGGAGGACGUCGACUACAUCCCCGGCCUCGCCGCCAACGUCGUCUCGGUUUCCAAGCUGGCCGACCUCGACUACGAGGUGAAGUUCAGGGGUGCUGAGUGCUUCGUCAGGGACAACACGGCUGGUGGCGCCCUGGUCGGGAGGGGCCGCCGCGUUGGCGGAGUGUACGUGCUGGAUUACCUCUUGGUCCCGCCCGGCAGGGUAGCUGCUGCCGCGCCCCAGGAACCAGCGGCGAACUGAGAGUGAAAGACAGGGAGAUGAAGCUGACGACCGGACUUCUUGGAAUAAAUAGACUACCUGGUUGUCACAAGGAUACACGUCUCUGUUAUGUCUGUUGCGUGAUUGGACCAAGAGAACUGCAAACCAUUAUUCUCGGUGCAUAUUCAGUGCGCUGCAUUGGCCUGUGUUGGCAAACCUGUCCAAGAACUCUGAAUGGUACAACUAGCUUGGCAUACCAAUAAUAACUCUAUCAUCAUGAGCACUACACAGAUCAAUAGGUACAAACUCAGAUGGCACAGCACAAGAAUACAAAUUAAGCUACUAGCUAGUGAACUUGUUGCAAGGGUAACCACUGCCCACCUAUCUCUUGAAUUUUUGUUUUUUGAUUGAGGUACCUCUAGGCUCGACUUCUUGUUUCUCUCGGUGUAUUGGGUUUUUUAGAUAUAUAUACGUAGGCAAAGUCUCCCAUUACAAUGUUAACUACACUACGGGCUGAAGAGAUAUAGUUGAUUCCAACUGGUCUGUACUAUUGUCCGUUAUUGUUACUAAAACAUUUAAAUGUAAAUAUUAUUAUACUA